UGUAGAACUAAACAGACCAUCUACAAAAGAUCAUCUCUGAGACUUCAGUCAUAAACUUCUAAAUUACCAACACACUCCAUCUUCUGUCUAUCAGCGGGGGGGUGGGAGUUCAUGGUAAAGGCAAUCGGCGCACCACUAGGCCUUGUUUCCAUGGAGGCAUACCCGAGGACUCGUUGCGACUGAGGCAUGCCAUUCUUCCUCCCGCUGCUAAAAUGUGCUGCUUAUUCUGACUGAGCUAUUGUGGAGCGCACAAGUGGCCCUCUUUGGAGAAGGGGAUUGGGAAAGAAAGGGUGGGGUCAAGGUUCAAACAAAACGCUCCCAUUGGGACUCCCUUUCUGUUAUCAAAUUUGUUGAGACACAAAAAGAGCUACAGUCUCAUUCCUAAGCACAUCUUGAGGGAGAGAAAGGGAGUUCUAGGAUUCAGCAGUCUUUGUGUCAGAGCUUCAGUUCCUCCAGACCUCCGGGGCCGGGCUCCCAGUCUUCACUCGGCUCCUACGCUGAUUGUUCAGCAGCUCAAUUGUUUCUCAAGCAGCAAACCUUUUCUUCAAGAAGUCCCCUCUCUGCAAAGCUCUAAAGCUCAGUCCCCAAAAUGGAAUCUGCUACAAUGGAGGUGCCCUCUGUGCUGUCUAAUGGGUCAUCAGAGAGCUGUGCAGCAGUGGAUGCAACAGUUGAGAACACACUCUUUGGAUGCUUCUACAUCCUGGUUUUCUUUCUGGCGCUGAACGGUAACAGCCUUGCUCUCUGGAUCUUCUCUCACCAGCGUGGCGCUUCCUCUCCAGCUAACGUCUUCUUGAUUCAUCUGGCUGUGGCAGACUUAUCCUAUGUGAUCAUCCUCCCGCUGAGAGCCACCUACCACCUCACUGGAGGCCACUGGCCCUUUGGCGAGGUACCCUGCAGGGUGGCGGGCUUUUUGUUUUAUGUCAACAUGUACGCCAGCCUGUACUUCCUGGCCUGUGUGGCGGGGGAUCGCUACCUGGCUGUGGUUCACGCAGUGAGGUCGCUAAAGGUUCGUCGUGCUCGCUAUGCUCACAUCAUCAGCUUCUCUUUAUGGGCCCUGGUUACUAUCUCCAUGGCACCACUGCUCAUCACCCACCAGACGGCGGAUGUGGACGGCGUGACAGUGUGUCUGCAGCUGUACAGAGAGAAGGCCUCGCGCAAUGCACUGAUCUCACUGGCUGUGGCCUUUACCCCACCUUUCCUCGCCACCCUGGCCUGUUACCUGCUCAUCAUUUACAGCCUGCAUCGGGGCUCCAGGUUAGAGCCGACCCUCAAGCUGAGGGCCCUGCGCACCAUCGGUCUGGUCAUGCUUAUCUACGUUGUCUGUUUCCUCCCUUAUCAUGUGAGUAGGGCCACUUUCAUCCUGGGCUACAGCCAUCCUGAUGUCUCCUGCCAGACACGCAGGGCCCUGAGCCUGGCCAACCGCCUCACCUCCUCCCUCACCUGCCUGAACGGCGCCAUGGACCCGCUGAUCUACCUGUUUGGAGCCGAGAAGUUCCGUGGCACUCUAAUGCGAUUGUUUUGCAAAGAUCAGGCGGGGCUGUCAGGAACCACCAGCGGAGAGUUAAAGGGAACACACGAGAGCUCUGUGAGUGCCAAGUCGGAGUUUUGAGGAAGAGAAAUUUGAAUUUGAUCUGGAGUGCUGUUUGAUAUAGAAGCAUUUCCAUCACACAACUGAAAUUUGGCCUUUGAAAGACUGAAGAUGACUCAUUCCACAAUGUGGGGGAUGUGCCACUGUAGCCCCCAUAGCUUGAAUUUAAGGCCCAGUUCCAGUGUCCACCCUACGGCCCAUUCACGUGUGUGUGUGUGUGUGUGUGUGUGUGUGUGUGUGUGUGUGUGUGUGUGUGUGUGUGUGUGUGUGUGUGUGUGUGUGUGUGUACAGGAGAUUGCAAUCCCUCCAAAUGCCAUAUGAGGACUGGGACAGCAGUUUGUGAGCUCACGUUAUCUGGACAGGGGUAUCCUGUUCAUAAUCACUCAAACGUGAUGUAAUUAAUUGAUGAGAAAGUUGUUUCCUCCUUUUCAAAAGCAAAAGGAUACCUAUGGAGCAAAUCAACAUAUUUGAAAGUCACUAUCACGCCAUUAUAACACAAAUAAUUAGUGAGUGUAUGCCAUAGAUCAAAAAAUUGAAAAUUCCAUGUUUUGCUUGUGUUCCCUUUUUAUGCUAAAAGAAUUCCACUGUCAUCGCUGUCCGUCAUCCACAAAAUGGGGGUUCCUCCAUGCAAAAUCUGGAUGGUUACAUAAAGUGACCAGAGAACCCUCAAACACUAGCUCUCUCCUUCAAAGUCUGUGAGACUAGGAGGCUCCAGUCGCCUGUGACCUGGACCAGAAGGAAGUUGUUGAGUCGACUGUUUCCACAGAUUCCGAUUUUUGUGUCAAACACCAAUGUUCAAAUAUUUACAUAAACUUUUAAUGCAUAUUUCCUGUCACUAUUUUAUAUCCUAUGCCAAAUGUGAUGGAUACUUGUUAGCUUUUAAUAUUUUUGUGUUCAAGGUGUUUUUAGCCAUGCUAGCAGCGUGGCUCGGUCUGCUGGUCGGUCCACCCCCUUGUACAACUACUAACUACCAGAUGGAUUACCAAAAAAUACAGAGAUCCAUAAUCACUGGAGGAUGAAUUGGAAUUACUUUAGUGACUUCUUCUGUUACUAGCAGGUCUUUGGUUUAUGGUCAAUUUAUUCGCAAAAUGUGUGUUAAGUGCUAAUUAGCUAAUGAUUGCAGAUGUUUGUGGAUGGUAUAUAACUGCCUAAAGCUCAAAGUAUAAGCUGAUUAUAUUGCUGUAAUGAAACAUUGUUUUUAGCCACUAAGCUGAAAGAAUGGUCCACCACUUUGGUCCAGGCUGAAAUAGCUCUUGGUACCGACAUGGCUACCUGCAAAACCAAUGACAUUGCUAUCAGCCUCAGCUGUAUAUAGCUAAUUAGCAAAUGUUAGCAUGCCAAUGGUAAGCAUCAUUCCUGCUAACCAUCAACAUGCUAGCAUUGUUGUUGGGAGCAUGUGAGCAACCUGAUGUUAGCUUUUAGCUCAAGGCACCAGAGAACUGUUAGUAUGGCUGUAGUCUUGAUCUUGUUUUAAUAUAAGUUCACCCACUUACAAAUGUAUUUUACAUGACAUUUUUAAAUUGCUGGAAGACACCAGUAGCAUGUUUACUUUGCUUUUGCUAGACAAAUCUUCACUGUACAUACAUACUUAAUUAUCCAGCUCCUUAACUAUCUAUUCUAUGUGUUUAUAGUUUUGUCCACGUUAUUUUUAUGCUAUUGCACUAUUGCAUGACAAAGUAUUAAUCCUGUUUUACUGUGAGUCAGUUUUACUUGACGUCAUCUGCAGUGAAGUGAUGUUUGAGACAGAAAGACAUGAUUACACAACUUAGAAAAAUGUAAGUUUUAAAUGUAAUUUGUGACUUUGAGUUGUAAAUAAUGAUGCAGUAAACUUGAUCUCCCAUCCUCUGUGCGUGAGAAGAUGUCUUAUCUGAGAUUUAGACCCGCUCUGUGUGAAAGUGGGAAACCUAUUUAUGUAAACCUUCAAACCUAUUUCAAGCGCAGGACUGAAACCUCCGUGGCUGCAGUGACUCGCCUCAGUGUAGUUCUCUUUUUGUAUCAUGUGACCCAUGUUGUGGUUUGUGAGCAGCUUUUUUUCCUCCUCUUAAGACUUCCUGUCCAUCACGUGAACAUGGCAAACCAUUCUAAACUUGUAUUUCCUGAAUGUAUAUAUUUUCAAAAAACAUAGCUCUCCUGA
Messenger RNA from Etheostoma spectabile (orangethroat darter), 3722 nucleotides. It is a transcript of the gene gpr17, whose product is annotated as G protein-coupled receptor 17. Gene Ontology annotation, biological process: G protein-coupled receptor signaling pathway. Lineage: Eukaryota; Metazoa; Chordata; Actinopteri; Perciformes; Percidae. The coding region runs from base 590 to 1609 and encodes 339 amino acids. The record is from RefSeq and is a predicted model, not a curated record. Gene Ontology annotation, molecular function: oxysterol binding; G protein-coupled receptor activity. Gene Ontology annotation, cellular component: membrane. The transcript has 2 exons.